GGAAAAGUUCCCUCUGCCAUUUUUUUUUUUUUGAAAGAAGACAUUUGGAAUACUUUCUUGCUUUUAUCUGAAAAAGUCUUGACUUUCAAAUACAUGCAAGGAUGAGCUGUAUUCCUGCAUCACACAGAAUUGUGAUUGGAGACUGGCCCACAUAAACACUGAAGUUACCCAUCAUGAACACCAUUCUCAGUCAAGUAGAGUCUCAGAUGGAGGAGAACUCAGGUCAGAGAAGAGGCAGCAAAGCCUACCAGAUCUUUCCAGAAGCCAACCCGAAUGAAGAGUCAGACUCCUACCCUGAAGACUUUCUGUACAGAAGGGAGCGGCUCCCCUCUAUUGUUGUGAUGCCCACAGAGCACAGUGAGUUGGGGAGCGGGGAGCUGCACGGGCCUCCACGAUGCCAAGUGAGCAACAAUGUGAAGGAUGAGGAGGACAGCAGUGCUGAUCACACAGAAGCCUCUGUGGAUAGAGAACAACAGGAGGACAUGGAAUUGGACAAAGGCUCAGUUGCCAGGAAGUCUUCUAUUGGACUUUCCCAGAGUCAACUCUCCCUCUCCCGACUGACCCCACCUACCUCCUCCACCCACCACGAGGCUGCCCCACCCUGUCUGAGGAGUUGAACCAGUACAACCAGCAUGGACUGAUCCCACUGCAGUUUACCUGAAUUGUGUUAAAAUGUGUAACCAGUUCACGAGCACUAUACCCUUAAAGAGAGAACCUCCAGGGUUUUCUCAGGGUGAAUUUCCUUCUUUGUGACUCCAGGUUCAUUCUACUGCAAAUAAACAUGGUGAAUGGCUAUUGGGGCCAGUUUACUUCAAAGCAUGAAAGCCUGGCCCUAACCCCAAUUCUAUGUUAUUGAGGUCUUCACUGACCACAUUUGUGCCAGCAAUAAUAUGAUUAUAUUAUAUCGCCAAAUAAUUGAGGUCAAGGAGAAUUUUUAAAAAAAAAUGGAAGUACAGCUCAUAUUUCUAUGGAGCCCUGGAAGGGACAUGGAAGAAAGAAGAAAAAAAUUAAUUUCUUUAGCGAGAUCUCUCGCAAAAGCUGUAAUGUGACUAAGCUCAAAAUAAAACUCUACACACCUCUCUCCCACAGGUGUGUGCACUCCACUGUUGUGUCUGUGGAGAUUCCCAUUCAUCCAGGUCAAAGUUCACCACAAGGGUGUUGAAUCAGGAGCAACUGGACUUGGUUGUAAAUUCUUGAAGACGUUUCACCUUCAUCCAAGAGGUUUCUUCAGUUAUUGAAUGAGAGGUGAAAUGUCUUCAAGAUAUAACAACCAAGUCCACACUCCGCUGUUGUGUUUGAUUCCCGUGCUGUGCUGAACUGUCCCGGAAGCACAUUGAAAGUUUUGUGAAGGUUUUGCAGGAUCUCGCAAAAGUACAUCUCUCUUUUUUACUCUCCGUAAAUUUCUAACCCUCAUCUUUGAAAAGAUUUACUGCAACAGUUAUAUUGAAGUACAUACUGUGCAUGUGUACUGUCCCUUCAAAAGUUGUCAUGUAUUAAAAGUAUUUUUUAAUUACACACACACUGUUUCCACCAUUUGGUAGAAAAUUAAAUUAAAUUAAUGUUCAUGCAUUAUUUAAAAACUCAUUAAAAAACAUUGCUUUUCACAAAUACACUUAUUUGCAUCACUAGCUUUGUUGACUGACUCUGAGGAUUUAUGAUUAAAUAGUUUUUGAAUAGAGUAAGCUACUACAGUCCAAGGUGGAAACAGCUUUUGCUGCUAGUGUAUGGAAAAUAACCAUAAACCAAUGUAGGACCUUUGCAUUAUGCUUCUGUAUAAUUGUAAAGUAUGUUGAUAGCUUUGAUCCGAUAUGCACCUUUCCUUUUAUGCACAGCCUGG
Messenger RNA from Scophthalmus maximus (turbot), 1837 nucleotides. Its product is annotated as protein LBH-like. The record is from RefSeq and is a predicted model, not a curated record. The transcript is spliced from 5 exons. The coding region runs from base 174 to 617 and encodes 147 amino acids. NCBI's taxonomy places the organism in Eukaryota, Metazoa, Chordata, Actinopteri, Pleuronectiformes, Scophthalmidae.